CACAGCAUUCAUGUUUCUACUGCAGGAGACGACGAUGACGUUUGCAUUCAGCAAGUGGAGCACGAGAGGGAAAGACGUGGAGGAAAAAGAAGGGAUGGAGACAGAGGGAAAAAGAAGAGGGGGGAUGGGAGGAGAAAAGGAGCAUCUAGAGCAGGAGAAAGGGAAGAGGAAUUACAGGCCAGGCCCGAGAAAAGAGAAAAGGUCAAGAAAAGGAGGCCAAAGAAAGAUCAAGAAGUGGAGGGAGGAGAGAGGAAAGAGGAGGCGCAGGGCAAAACAAAAAGCAGUAAGGCUGCAAAAAUGAGGAAGAAUAUUAAAAAUGAAAACACAAGAAAAAUGGAGCAAGAGGAGGGACAAGCGGAAGAAAGAAACACCAAGAGAAAAAAGAAACAUGGAAGUGCCAAAAAAGAGGAGAAAGAGGAGGAUGGAGGUAAACGUACAGUAAAGGAGAAAACAAGUGAAGUGAAGAAGCAAAAGCACAAGAAAGUAGUUGAAACAAGUUCAGAGAAGGAGACAAGUGAGGAAGACGACAGCGAAGAGGAGGACAGCGAGGAGACAGAGGUGAGGCCUGAGUCUCUGACGCCGGAGGAGCUGGAGAGGCUGAAGGAGGCGGUGGACGAGAGGAAGAAGCUGAUCCAAACCCUGCGGGGAAAACCCUGGACAAUGAAAAAGAAACUCGUGACUUUGCGGGAAUCUCAGGAGUUUUUGGAGAAGUAUGAGGGAGCUCUGGGCAAAGGGAAAGGAAGGAAGCUCUAUGCAUACAAGGUCAUGAUGACCAAGAAAUGGAUGAAGUUUCAGCGAGACUUUGAAAACUUCAAAACUGCCUGUAUUCCGUGGGAGAUGAAAAUCAAGGAGAUCGAAAGUCAUUUUGGCUCCUCGGUCGCCUCCUACUUCAUCUUUCUGAGGUGGAUGUACGGCAUCAACAUGAUCUUGUUUGGGCUGACCUUUGGUCUCGUUAUGGUGCCAGAGGCGUUAAUGGGCCGACCGUAUGGCAGCAUCCCGAGGAAGACGGUCCCCAGGGCUGAGGAGACCAGUGCCAUGGACUUCGCAGUCUUAUGGGACUUUGGAGGUUACGCUCAGUAUUCGGUCCUCUUCUAUGGGUAUUACAACAACCAGCGCGCCAUUGGCUGGCUCAAGUUCCGUAUGCCUCUGUCAUACUUCCUGGUUGGUGUGGGAACCGUUGCCUAUAGCUACAUGGUGGUCAUAAGAACGAUGGCCCGUAACGCAAAUGAGUCGGGUGUUGGAGAUGACAACAGCUUUAAUUUCAGCUGGAAAAUGUUCACCAGCUGGGACUACCUGAUAGGGAACCCUGAAACCGCAGACAAUAAGUUUGCCUCCAUCACCACAAGUUUCAAGGAGGCCAUCUUAGAGGAGCAAGAGAGCCGAAAGGACGACAACAUCCAUCUGACUCGUUUUCUGCGCGUGCUGGCUAACUUCCUGGUCUUGUGCUGCUUAGCAGGAAGUGGAUACCUCAUCUACUUUGUAGUGCGUCGCUCUCAAAAGUUUACCCUGGAUGGACUGGAGAAUCACACCUGGUGGGAAAGGAAUGAGGUGAACAUGGUCAUGUCGUUGCUGGGGAUGUUCUGCCCCAUGCUGUUCGACGUCAUCAGCAGCCUGGAGAACUACCACCCCCGUGUCGCCCUGCAGUGGCAGCUGGGUCGCAUCUUCGCGCUCUUCUUGGGAAAUCUCUACACCUUCAUCAUCGCUCUCAUGGAUGAGAUCAACCUCAAGAGGGAGGAGGAAAAAGUAGUUAAGUUUAAUAUAACCACGUGGGAAGCCAGUUUUUACAAUGGCACAGUGUCGGGAAACAGCACGGGUCCACCCGUCACCAUCCAGCCUGCUGAUGUGCCCAGAGGGCCCUGCUGGGAGACCAUGGUGGGCCAGGAGUUUGUCCGACUGAUCAUUUCUGACACCAUGACAACCUACAUCACGCUGCUGAUCGGUGAUUUCCUCAGAGCCGUGCUCGUUCGCUUCCUCAACUACUGCUGGUGUUGGGAUCUCGAGGCCGGAUUUCCGUCCUACUCUGAGUUUGAUGUCAGCGGGAACGUCCUGGGCCUGAUCUUCAAUCAAGGAAUGAUAUGGAUGGGUGCUUUCUAUGCCCCCUGCCUGCCUGCCCUGAACGUCCUCCGUCUCCACGUGUCCAUGUACCUGCAGUGCUGGGCCGUGAUGUGCUGCAACGUGCCGCAGGAAAGGGUCUUCAAGGCCUCCGGCUCCAACAACUUCUACAUGGCCAUGUUGCUGGUCAUCCUCUUCCUGUCCACGCUGCCCGCCAUCUACACCAUCGUCACCAUCCCGCCUUCGUUUGACUGCGGACCCUUCAGUGGGAAAAAACGGAUGUUCGAUGUGAUCCACGAGACGCUCGAGUCGGACUUCCCUGCCUGGUUCAGUAAAGUGUUCAGCUAUGCCUCCAACCCUGGACUGGUGCUGCCCUUCAUACUGCUGAUGGUACUGGCUAUUUAUUACUUGCAGUCCACAUCCAAAAGCUAUAAAGAAGCUAAUGUGGAACUGAAGAAAAAGCUACAAACGCAAAAUGAGGAGAACAAGAAGAAGAACAAACGAGCGGCGCUGAAGGCACAGAUGGACCUCGAGGAGGCCAGAAAAGCUGCAUCGCAGACUGCGGAGCAACAGAAGAAGAACGACACUUCACUUCAAGACCAGGAGGCGGAUGAGGACGAAAGCCGCGGCAGCAGUCAGAGGCCGCUUCAGGGUGAAAACGGGCGUAACCCUCCUCGUCCUGUAAGAAACCGAGACCUUCCAGCCACCAGAGCCCCUGUCCCCAGGACCUAUCACCAUGGCAACCACGGGGCUCCUGGGUACCUGCCCGGGUUCCCAAGGCAAAGUGAAUCAAGGAUGCACAGGGUGCCGAGCCUGCAGAGACACUGAGGGAGGGAAAAACAGCGUGUUAGCAAAUGUCACUGAAAACCCAGCACUUUAUUUAGAUGUAAACCGACGUAAACACUGUGAGCCGAGAGGAACGAGAGCGCGGUGACCUGCUGGCACUUAGUGCACAUUUUUCUCUCCUUUUGUUUUUUUUUAACUGUGUAUUCAU
This is a messenger RNA of Scatophagus argus, 3046 nucleotides long. It is a transcript of the gene tmc1, whose product is annotated as transmembrane channel-like 1. The transcript has 18 exons. Gene Ontology annotation, cellular component: plasma membrane. Gene Ontology annotation, molecular function: mechanosensitive monoatomic ion channel activity. The annotation marks the transcript as partial. The record is from RefSeq and is a predicted model, not a curated record. Gene Ontology annotation, biological process: detection of mechanical stimulus involved in sensory perception of sound; vestibular reflex. NCBI's taxonomy places the organism in Eukaryota, Metazoa, Chordata, Actinopteri, Scatophagidae.